Messenger RNA from Amyelois transitella, 1211 nucleotides. RefSeq lists its product as uncharacterized. Lineage: Eukaryota; Metazoa; Arthropoda; Insecta; Lepidoptera; Pyralidae. Bases 1 to 1197 code for a protein of 398 amino acids. The transcript is spliced from 7 exons. The record is from RefSeq and is a predicted model, not a curated record.
AUGGAGGUGCUGGUCUCGCUGACCCUGACCCUGGUCUGGGUGCUGGCUGUGAGCGGCGCUCCCAACGCGACGCGGCGCAAGACCGACUCACCAGAACUGAUACAAGAUGAGGAAGAUGACCUACAUCUUCACGACUACUAUGAUGAAGAGAGGAUCAAUAUAUCAGAAAGGGGCAUGUACCUCGGGUCCCCGUGCUCCCAGUGGUGCAACCCCAAGCUGUUGCACGUGUUUUGCGAGCCCACCACCCAGACGUGUCAGUGUGACUCCAAACACCCCGUCUCUUUGGGCGUCGCCAAGGGCUGUGCUAAACCCAGGAAGCUCGGCGAGCAGUGUUUCUACCGGCAGACGUGCCGGGCGUUCGAUGCGCAUGCGUCCUGCGUCCAGGUCAACCACAACGCCUACUGCCAGUGCGACCCUGGCUACCACAGCACUUCGCACUCCAGACCUACGCAGAGAGUAUUCUGUACUGAAGACUUGGUGCUGCUGACAGCGGAUAUGCCGACGUUGCUGGGCGUAGCGUCGGGGAUCUUCGUACUGGCGGGGCUGCUCUGCAUGGUGCUGCAUCUGUACACGAGGGCGCGGUAUCACCCCACACACCUGGCUGAUGCUCGCCUCACACCGCCCUGUUUGUACUCUCUCAACGAUACUGGGGGCACGGUAAGCGGCACGCGGGCGUCGUCGCGCGCCUCCUCCCGCAGCGGCUGCACCAGCGGCACCCUGGAGCUGGAGUCGUCGGCGUCGCGGCGCACGUCCCGGCGCGGCGUGCCCGUGUCGGCGUCGCGCGCAGGUGCGGCGCGCACCGCGGCCAUCUUGCUAAUCUCGCGGCACCUGAAGGCCGUAAGGCGGGACGGCGGCGCGCACCCGCCUAAGUGCGCCGCCAAAGGUUCGCGACGUCCAAGUCUAAGUUCGGUUCAAAGCAGCUCUUCGUCUAUUAGGAGUUAUAGUGCAAAGAGGUGGGAGAAGGAAAGGGAGCAGAAAGAGAGACGGCAGAUGAGCAUGCGCCUUGCUCAGCUUCACGAUAAGAUGUCGUCGGGGCGGGAGAUCCCUAAACAUGCGCCGACGCCGUCGCCUCGUUCCCCAAAUAACUCCACAGACGGGCUGUUACCAGCUGUAUGUGAGAUUAGAGAACUGGUGACGAACCCAGAACCGCAGCUUCAAGGCGUGGACGGCCCCUGCUCCUCAUCAUCGCUUUACUGACAGCAAUUCCAGCC